AUGCCUAUUCCCGUCAGAACACCAGUCCGAUCUCCCUCGAAGGCAGAUAAAGCCAGAGAGGGUCAAUCCCUACAGCAAACUAGUCGUGGUCAAACGAGGUCCCUGACGAGGCUGACGAACAAUGUCUCAAAGGCACCGUCACAGUUGAAAACAGAUGUGGACUCUGCCACAACGAUCACCAGCAGUGCGACACGACAAGCCCGGGAAAUCCGUCCUGGCAUUUCCCGGAGUGUCCCAGUUGCUACACCGGCAGCCGGGCAUGGGCGAAGCCUGUCGGCCGUGAGUGCGAGGAACGCUUCUGCCAAAGAUGAUACCUCAGACAGGUCACGAGCUUCGUCGCAGAAGGCAGACACUACUGCGCCGGGCAAGUCGGUACAUGGUCGAAAUGUGAGCGUUGCCACAACCAGGCCAGGCACGACGCACAGUCGGACCAUAAGUGCCUCUACAAGCGCAGAUACGGGCACCCGGAAUCUGCAUGGAGCAAUUCCGAAGCGGUCGGGAUUGACUGACAAGCCGACUUUGAAGAAACCCGACUUCAACAACUACAAGCAGCAUUACAGCCCUAAGAAGACAACUCAGGUUUCCGCAGCUGCGUCCGCACCUGUUCGAUUGGGAGGCGGAGGAGCAAGUGUCGGUGAAACCUCUACUGAGACUCGUCGUUUGCAAGACGAGCUAUUGCAACUGGCAGUGCUGUAUGAGAAGUCGCAGAGUACGCUCCAAUCAUACGAAAGCAGCAUCAAGACGCGCCUCGCAGCGUGUUCGGAUGGCCUCAAACAACAAAUCCAAUCCCUCGAGUCUGUGGAAAGAGGACAGCUAACUAAAGUCAACGCGGAUGCGGCGAAGACCUGGACUGAAGCUGGCUCAGCAGUAUCUGCGGGAUCGAACAGGUCGCUUAUUCUGGCACACUCAGUGAGAGUUUUGAAUGAGAUUACCGCACGGGGCGGACCUUUGGACAUUGUUAUGUCGCAGUUCGAUGAGUGGCAGGUAUCCGCAGUUUCAAAAACUUCGAAUCGCGCGAACCGCGAUGCUCGAGAUUCAACGGCACCAGGUCUACUUGCUCCGCUAGAUCCGCAAUGGUCAGCCUUGGUAGACAGCGUGCAGAAUAGAGUCAGAACUUGCUCGGAGUCAUUGGCGGAUCUGCAAGGGCCAUCCGACUCUUCGUCAAUUGGCCUGUUGCUCAAAAUGCUCUCUAGGCUUGCCGAGGAAAUACUGCGGGAGAUCGCGAUUUGCAGGGACGUGGAAGCCUUUAUUCUUCAACGAGAGCAGGAGUGGAUGGAAGCUGCAAUCAGCCGGGCUCUAUUCGAAGCGGGUAGUCACAGCCCAGGACAGCUUGGACAGCUUGGACAGUCUGGACACCACCAUGUGAGGAAGGGCAUAUGGGACACUCAUGGGACCUGA
Messenger RNA from Capronia coronata CBS 617.96, 1398 nucleotides. RefSeq lists its product as uncharacterized. Lineage: Eukaryota; Fungi; Ascomycota; Eurotiomycetes; Chaetothyriales; Herpotrichiellaceae. The transcript has a single exon. The record is from RefSeq and is a predicted model, not a curated record. Bases 1 to 1398 code for a protein of 465 amino acids.